GCCCCUGCUGGGAACAUGCCAGAUCACAGGUCACUUACUUGUUGUUUUCAAUGCCAGUCUGUUACCUUGAACAGCGCACUGGAGUGUUUGUUAUACUAUUUGUAUAUUGGUGUUGUGCGUUGGCCUAAUAGAUUCGCUACGAUUUGAUGGGAUACAUUUACGUGCACUAGCUAUUCAUAGUAUACUCAUCAUUUUAAUUUCAUCUGUAUUGUAAAAAACUAAAUAUGUUUUUCCUAUCAUCAACGUCAGUAUUACUCGGAGUUUUAGGGUUUCUCUUCUGUUUAUGGUUCGUUCGGCGUCCAAAAAACCUUCCACCCGGGCCAUGGUCGCUGCCAAUCAUCGGAUACCGAUUCGACUCGGGUCUAAUUCACGAGGCUUUCGUGGACUUGACGAGGAAGUAUGGGCCAGUUUUCAGCGUUCGGCGAGGCCCGUUUCUCUUCGUUGUCUUGAACGACAGGGAGAGUAUGAAACAAGCUCUGGUGAAGUCAGGAGAAUUUUUUUCAGAACGAUUCGUACCAGGGCAUAUCAGAUGGGGAAUUCCAGAUGCUGAAAAGAAUGCUUCCAUUAGUUGGAGUAAUGGCAAGCCAUGGGAUGACCAGCGAAAAUUCUCCCUUCCUGCUCUUCGCUCCUUCGGCUUUGGUAAGAAGAGCUUAGUACCUCAGAUCAACCUUGAGGCUCGUUAUCUAGCUGAUGAAAUCAAGGCUCUACAUGGUGAACCAAUGGAUCUAUCGGGUGUGUUGAAUAAAGCAACUGCUAACAUCAUAGUUCAGCUAAUCUUCAGUCGUCGAUAUGAGUACGACGAUCCCGAAUUUAUUGGAGCUCUGGAGGCAAUGGCGGAUAUUUUCAGCCUCGUCUCAGAUACUGAUCCAGUUAAUGUCUUUGAAUCACUUGUUCAUACUCCGUGGUACAAACCCUACCGCGAUUGCACGUUCAAGCUAAGGGACUUCAUCAUGUCUCAUCUCAACAACCAUCAAGAAACUUUCCAGAAAGAUAAUAUCCGGGACUUCGUUGACGCGUUCCUAGCACACGAUAUCUCGAAAGAUUACUCCCUGGACAAGUUCUGGAGGAUUUUGUUGGAUUUCUUUGCCGGGGGCACUGAAACCACAGCGGUGGUGACUUCAUGGGCGAUACUCUACCUAGCUGUUCACCCAGAUGUACAGAAGAAGGUACAAACUGAGUUGGAUGUAGUUGUUGGGCGUGGCCGACAACCCAACACCAAUGACCGCCCAAACCUUCCCUACUGCGACGCCACCCUGAUGGAGAUUAUGCGCAUCCGUCCCGUCAUCCCGGUCUCUCUGCCUCACAUGACGUCUGCAGAUGUCUCCCUUGGACCUUAUACUCUUCCUAAGGGGACCAUCGUUAUCCCUAACCUGUGGGCUGUUCAUCAUGAUCCCAAGGAGUGGUGUGAACCACACCUAUUCAACCCAGACAGAUUUCUCAGUGCUGAUGGUCAAACAGUCGUGAAGAACGAGGCUUGGAUGCCAUUCAGCAUUGGCCGUCGUGAUUGCCUUGGUAUGCAACUUGCCAAGAUGGAAUCAUUUUUGCUCUUCGCCAACCUCUUCCAGCAAUUCGACUUCAAGCUUCCUCCCGACCAACCAACCCACAGCAUGCGAGGUCACCCUGGGCUCUCUAUGCCUCCAGAAUCAUAUAAGAUUUGUGCCAUUGAACGCUGAGUUUGGCUAAACAUCUACCAUCUUAAUUCCUCCCUUGACAAAUCCUGGAUCAUUACAUUCCUUUGAAUUUUAUCAGGUCCAUUCCAAAUAAAUUUGAAAAACAUACUCCCCAUUUUCUUUAAGAGCCAGUUUGGUACUAACAAAGAUGAA
Strongylocentrotus purpuratus (purple sea urchin) is the source of this 1823-nucleotide messenger RNA. RefSeq names its product cytochrome P450 2J2. The transcript has 4 exons. Lineage: Eukaryota; Metazoa; Echinodermata; Echinoidea; Camarodonta; Strongylocentrotidae. The record is from RefSeq and is a predicted model, not a curated record. Gene Ontology annotation, cellular component: cytoplasm; intracellular membrane-bounded organelle. Bases 225 to 1673 code for a protein of 482 amino acids. Gene Ontology annotation, biological process: xenobiotic metabolic process. Gene Ontology annotation, molecular function: oxidoreductase activity, acting on paired donors, with incorporation or reduction of molecular oxygen, reduced flavin or flavoprotein as one donor, and incorporation of one atom of oxygen; heme binding; iron ion binding.